Eruca vesicaria subsp. sativa (arugula) is the source of this 697-nucleotide messenger RNA. The record is from the annotation of a GenBank genome assembly. Lineage: Eukaryota; Viridiplantae; Streptophyta; Magnoliopsida; Brassicales; Brassicaceae.
AGAUCCUACAUUUCUCUCUAUAUAAACACUCGUCUCCUAGUUUCUAACAUCACAAAGCAAUCUAAACAAAACACUCAUAGAAACAAAAGCUUAUUAAGACAGCAAAGUUCGAACAUCUCAAGUCUUGUAAUGGCUUUCUCAAAAUCUCUAGGGUUCAUUCUUCUCGCUGCCUUUUUCAUUUCUUUCACGGUGGCUCAAUCUCCGGCUCCAGCUCCAUCUAACGGCGGAGGAAGACGGAUCUCACCGGCGCAUUCACCAGCUGUCUCUCCUUCUCCUCAAACUGCAUUGACUCCAGAAUCAUCUGCCUCUCCUCCAUCGCCGCCUUCGGUGGAUUCUCCUUUAGCUGAUUCUCCUUCUGAUUUAUCAGCUGUUUCUCCCUCUUCGAUCUCUAACUCGCCGGCUCAAGCUCCCGCUCCUGUAAGCGGCGCCGUUUCGAAGAGCUACGCGGUGUUUGGAUCUGUUGCUGUUAUGUUAUCCGCUGCCGUUUUGGCUAUGUAGGUUCGAGGAAUGAGACUUUUUGGUAUUUAUUCAUUUGAGAUAUAUAUGAGCUUUUGCAGAGAGAUGAUUCUUUAUUUUUUUUGUUGUUCUUUUAUUUUUAUUUUAAUCAGAUUACUAUUUGUUUCUCUUUUUUGGCUCCAUCCAUAUUAAUAUAUGAUUUUAUCAGAUUCCAAUACUUUUAUUUAAUAUAUCUAAAUUC